AUGGGGAAAAAGGCGGUGUUGAUCGGAUGUAACUACACCGGAACAAAGGCAGAGCUCAAAGGAUGUGUGAAUGAUGUCAAGAGAAUGCAUCGGUCCCUAAUCGACCGUUAUGGCUUCGCAGAAGGUGACAUCAAGGUACUUAUCGAUGCGGACGAGUCAUAUACCCAACCCACGGGCCGUAACAUCCGCCAAGCGCUUUCGGAUCUUAUUAGCUCGGCUGACUCAGGGGACAUCCUUUUUGUUCAUUAUAGCGGCCAUGGCACUCGACUUCCAGCCGAGACCGGUGAAGAUGAUGAUACCGGUUAUGAUGAAUGCAUUGUGCCUUGUGAUAUGAAUCUCAUUACUGAUGAUGACUUCAGGGAGCUCGUAGACAAAGUACCUCAAGGAUGCACAAUAACCAUCGUAUCUGAUUCAUGCCAUAGUGGUGGACUUAUAGAUCAAGCUAAGGAGCAAAUUGGCGAAAGCUUCAACGACGAUUCCGAAAACAAACAAGACAAUCCCGACCAACCAGGUUUCGUCGGCAACAUCAUCCAAAAGACCGGUGACGCAUUAAAGUCUGCAUUCCAGCGCGAAGAUGGUGGCGAUGACGUCGAGGGCACCACCGUCGAAAAUCGCUCGUUGCCUCUGGAAACCCUCGUGGAUAUCCUAAAACAAAAAACCGGCAAUAACGAUAUAACUGUUGGCAAUGUACGACCAACUUUGUUUGAUAUGUUCGGUGAAGAUUCGAGUCCGAAGGUGAAGAAGUUCAUGAAGGUCCUCUUAGACAGCUUCAAUAGCAUUGUCGGGGGUGGCGGUGAUAGUGCUGUUGGUGGCGGUGAUGGCAGCGGCGGAGACAGUGGUGGUGGUGGUUUUAUGGGGAUGGUGAAUGGUUUGGCUCAACAAUUUUUGAAGCAGAAGUUGGAGAGCAACGCGGAGUAUGGAAAACCGGCAAUGGAAACGGAGGUUGGAAGCAAGCAAGAAGCAUAUGCGGGAUCAAAGCAAAAGAAGCUGCCGGAAAAUGGGAUUUUGAUUAGUGGUUGUCAGACGGAUCAGACGUCGGCGGAUGCGACUAAGUCGGCUGAAUCAUAUGGUGCACUAAGCCAUACAAUUCAAACAAUUUUGGAGGAGUUGGAUGGGAAGGUUAUAAGUAAUCGUGAGAUUGUUGUCAAGGCUAGGAAUAUGUUGAAGAGUCAAGGGUUUAAGCAACGACCAGGGCUUUAUUGUGAGGAUAAACAUGCUGAUGCCCCUUUCAUUUGUUCUGCAUAAUGUUGUUAACUUAUAAUCCAA
Molecule: messenger RNA, 1266 nt
Organism: Helianthus annuus (common sunflower)
Lineage: Eukaryota; Viridiplantae; Streptophyta; Magnoliopsida; Asterales; Asteraceae
Product: metacaspase-4
Exons: 2
Coding region: 1-1245 (414 amino acids)
Biological process (GO): proteolysis
Molecular function (GO): cysteine-type endopeptidase activity
Source: RefSeq, a predicted model, not a curated record